Athalia rosae (coleseed sawfly) is the source of this 4634-nucleotide messenger RNA. Its product is annotated as zinc finger protein Elbow. Bases 861 to 2348 code for a protein of 495 amino acids. Gene Ontology annotation, cellular component: nucleus. Gene Ontology annotation, biological process: negative regulation of DNA-templated transcription. Lineage: Eukaryota; Metazoa; Arthropoda; Insecta; Hymenoptera; Athaliidae. The transcript has 2 exons. The record is from RefSeq and is a predicted model, not a curated record.
GGCGACCGACGAAGGUGGGGAAAAUUUCGUUUACUCGGUCGUCAGGUGGCGGAGAAGGGAGCGCUGAAAACCUAAGGGGGGAAACGAGGGUUUCGGAGUGUGUACGUACGUACGUAACACCGGCGUUGGUAGAGUGGCAAGGUUUGUACGCCGGGUCUCUUCGUGCCUUCGGCCUUUGUACGGAUGGAGAGAGGAUCGGGAAAAAGGGGGGAUAGGGGAAGGUUUAAACGAGGGAGGGACGAACGAUCCCGCCAUGGCCGUUCGUCGGACCAGUCGCGAUUCAGAGCUCGAGGUGCGAGCUUCGAUACGAACGCGAUCCUUUCAAAUUCCGAAAUCGUGCGUUUCGCUUCGUUGCGAAUAUUUACAAUUUAUUUUUCGCUCGGUCGCCUGGUUUUACCCAAUUUUUUGAUUUUUUUCCAAAAUUUUGCAAGUGAAAUUUUGAAGUCCGAGUGAAGUUUUGAACCCCACACACCUACCCACCCACCCCCCCCGAUACACGGUCGCGCGGAUUUACAAACGCAGUUAUGAACUGUUCAAUAAUUAUUGUUUUUAAAUAUAAAUAUAAAAAAUAUAAUUUACAACAACUGCGAAGCGAUUUUAUUAAUAAAUCAAGAGUGUGAAGGAUAAAAUAGAAUUUUUUUUAAAAUAAUUGAAUAACAAUAUUCUGUAAAACGAUAUCACGUGUAUAUAUUUUAUUUAUGAAUAUAACAUAGUUUUCUGGUGGAAUAUAAAUUUUAUUGUUCUUCUGGUGUAUGUAUACGUGUGUUUUAUAAUUGCAAAAAAAAAAAAAAAAACAAGUGUAUUUGAAAAAAAAAGGAACAAGUGUUUCGAAGUGAUUUCUUUGAAAAAUAUUUGACACCAUGCUGACUUCGAGCGCAAAUCAGUAUCUCCGUCCGGAAUAUCUUACCCCUUUGCCAACCACGUUGGACGCCAAGAAGAGUCCUCUGGCACUGCUGGCGCAAACUUGCAGCCAGAUCGGAGCGGACCCUCCGUCAAGUAAGUCGCUUUUAGCGCCGUUGGACAAAUCCGCUACGUGCAAAUCGUCGAAAAUUAAUUCGGAUCAGUCGAGAGAGAAAUCCUCUCCGUCGAUACCGCCGUCCGUCGAGUCGUCGUCCUCUACGUCGUCCAUGAAGUCCAGUUUCAAGCCUUACGAGUCGUGCCUGGGUCGCGAGAAGGCUGCGAGCCCCGACGACCAUCACCAGCAGCGGGCGCCCUCGAGUCACUCGUCCUCCGGCAGGGCGAGGACCCCCGGAAGCGGCUCGAAGAGGUGUUCGAGCAACCAGAGCGCCUCGUCGGCCAGGGCGGCCACCCCGCAAGGCGGCCGCAAGACCGCUACGCCCACCGGGGACUCCGUCACCAGGGAAUCCCCGUGUUCGAGGUCGACGCAUCCGGAGAUCCACGGGUCCCAGGCGCCGGCCAACAGCCCCUCGCUGCCCUCGAAGUCCUCCUACAGCCCGGCCGGGGUACUCGCCAUGACGGAUCCCGCCCUGAAGGACAUUCCGCUGGGCACGUUCAAGCCCGGUGUCUCCCUACCGGUGUCAACUUCGGCCGCCGCCGCUUACCUCGGCUACCCCUCCCAGCUGCCCAUCGACGUGAUGGCCAGCUCGCUGAUGUCCCAGCAUCACGCGGCCCUCAAGAACGGUCUGGGUAAUCCUUACCUCGGAUACGCGAGGAUGAAGACAUCGUCGGGCGCCGACACCCUGGUCUCCGUAUGCCGGGACCCCUAUUGCACCAGUUGUCAAUUGAACUCUCAGCUGAUCGCCACGUCGCAGGCCAGCAAAAUGUCGACGAAUUCCGGCGCCUGUCCGGCCGGCUGCGCCCAGUGCGACCACAAGCCCUCGGCGUCGCCCUACGGUCAUCUGGGCGCCCACAGCCCGGUGGCGGCUGCCUACGCCCACGCCCAACUGGCGGCCUUGGCGGCGGCCUCACAGCUGCCCUACGUUUGCAACUGGAUAGCGGGGGACGCCGCCUAUUGCGGCAAGAGGUUCUCCACGUCCGAGGAACUUCUUCAGCACCUCAGGAGUCACACGAACGUAUCGGGGGGCGGCGGCGAUCCCUCAUCCGCGGCCGCCGCCGCCGCCGCUCUCUCGUUACUCUCGCCACCGGGGCUACCGCCCUCCCACCCCCUGCUCUCGAGGUCGUACCCCACACCCCCCCUAAGCCCCCUGGCGACCGCCCGUUACCACCCCUACGGAAAACCCUCGCCCCUGAUGCCGCCCUCGCUCUCGUCCCUCGGUAUACCGAUGCCGCCUCAUCCACAUCAUGCGCCCGGUUUACAUCCGUACUUUUCACCUUAUUCACUGUACGGAGGACCGAGACUUGGAGCCGCUUCCGGCAUGCAUCCCUGAGCCUAACGCAACGUGGAAGAAUACCGUACACUCGUCAACGAUGAGCGUUAUUCUUCCGCCUGAGCGAGAAGGGGGUGAAAUAUAUAUUCGAAAAAUCGGAUCAGAGGAGGUGUCGAGGAUCAACGACGACGGGGAGUUAUCGAUUAAUAUAUAUAUAUAUAUAUAUAUAUAUAUCUUAUAGCGUAGAUAUUAUAAAUUUUAAACUGUGAUUACCGCGAGUCUGCUGAUAAGAGAAAGAAAAAAUGAUUAAUAAUUAUUGUUUGUUUUUAUUUUUUUGUGUUUUUUUUAAAUUUUUUUCAUUCUUUAUCUUUCAUCGCCCGCAAAAAUGUUUAUACAAGUCUUGAUAAAAUAUGUAUAAAGGAAAAGAAAUAAUUGAACUAUCGCGAACGAACGCGUCGUGUGCGUUUACAUAUAAUUACGUCGAUCAGAUCGCGUAUUAAUUUAUAUCCGUUGAUAUUCACGAUUGAAGUUGAACGAUUUUAUCGGUGAAUUUUUGACCCGCGGCAGAGCGAGCUUGCGACACGAACAAGCGAAUCGAAGGAUUUUUUUGGUUCAAAAUUUUUGACUGCUUUUUUUUUUGUUUUUUUUUCUUCGAUCGACCACAUCGUACCACCGAACGCCGCGCGAUGAAUUCGAAUCGAAUUUCAAGCUCGCGCAAGAUCGUUCGUCGUGACGUCAAUACACAAAUUUAAUAGUGGAUCUCAAUUUAAGCUCAAUAAUAAAUAAAUAAAUCUAUAUAAGCUGUCCAUAUUACAUUAUUAUAGCGCGCGUUGUAAACUUUCCAAUCCAUAAUAAAACUAUUAAUAAUAUAAUACGAUGAUCUGAUGUAAUCAGAAUAUGUCUGCACACCCGUAUAUAUAUUUAUAUACCUAUAUACAUACGAAUAACGAACGUAUUCGACCGUGUAUAUUUAUAUAUAAAUUUAUAUAUUCAUAUCCAAUCAUUUACUGUAAUUAUAUUGUAAAUUUGUUCAUAGUCGUGUACCUACGUAAUAUAUAACUAUAUAUAUAUAUAUAUACAUAUAAACGGAUAUAUGUAUAAUUAUAUAAAUGAUAAAAACUAAAAAUAUGUAAAAUUAUCCGUCAAAUUUUUCGAUCGAUAACACGUAUGUGUAUGUAUUUGUUUACGCUAUAUACAUAUAUGUAUGAAUAUCAUAUAUAUGUAUAUAUAUGUAUGUAUGUAUAAAUAAUAUAGUUGUGUAAUAUUUCGAUAUAAUCCUCUAUUUUUGCUUAACCAAAGGUUUUUAGUAAUCGAUCAAUCUAUUCGUAGUAAAUAUGUAUAUGCACAAGACACACCACAUAAAUAUAUGUAUAGAAGUAAAUGACUAUAUACAUAUACAUAUCUAUAAAUACAUAUAUAUAUAUAUAAUUUAUACAUAGUGCAGUGAAUACGUUUAAAAUACACCUCUGUGUACCUACAUGACAUUAUAUUAAAAAGAUAAAGGCAAAAAACGCGACUAUUAUCAUCAUUAUUAAUUAUUAUUAAUUAUUAUACAUAUUACAUAGUUAUUGAAUGUACAUAGUUUCAGUGCUAUUAUCAUUAUUGUUCGUAUUACAAUUAAUUAUUACGAUUAUUUUCAUUUUUAUUUUAUUUUAUAUAUAUAUAUAAAAAAAUAUUCGUCGGAUCGGCAUUGAAAAUGUCGGAGUUGGAAGAAUGGAGAACGAAACGAAACGAGAAUAGGUGAAAGGAGAGGAGAGAAAAAUUGAUGAAAUUAAAAAUUAAAAAUCUUAUAAAUUUGCUCAGUCAUGUUUUUUACGUUACCGAACUAUUCGUGUACCUAUAUAACGCAUCGCUAUAUCGUUACAAUAUUAUACACUUCAUGUAAAAUAAUCAUCGAUGAAAAAAAAAUAUAACACGGCGAAGAGAAGAUAGGCGAAUCGAUUGGAUGACGUGAAGAGAAGAUCAAUCGAUAAUCUUUAAUGACGUACGGGUGAUCGAAAUAUAUCCUCGCGAAAUUUCACAUUUUAUCAUUGUAAUAAAACUCGAAUGACCGAAGAAAAAGAGAAAAAAUGAAAAGGCGGAAAAAAAAAACGUUCGUUGAUUGUAAUAAUUUCUGAUAUUAAAAUACUUGGACCUGUAACACGAUUGUCGCUGUGAAUAAUCCAUACGUUAAUUGUUAUAUUUGGUAAAACUGGAGAGAACAGACGGAAAAUGAAAGAUUAAUUAGUUGAUACAUAUAUAUGAUAUACAUAUGCAUAUGGAAAAAACACACCCUCAUUGUCGGCGAAGGAGAACAAGGGAGAUGCGAAAGGGAAGAGAAGAUGAAUAAAUAAAUAACGAAAGAAA